GCUAAAACAUUUAUUCCCUUUUUAAUUUGACGAUUACUCAAUGUGCAAACUUUUUUUGGGAGACCGGAAAGGAAAUGGAGUAACAUCUGAUAACAGAUGAAGCCUUGUCAUGUGAAGUCAUGUGAAGCUUUCAAUUGUUUUAUAGUCUUUGAUUGUUCAGUUUCAGAGGUGUGGCGUUUGUGCUCAUUACACAUACAGAGGACACAGAGUCUGUCAAUACUGAAACGACAGGAGUUUUGAGAGAACUUGACUUGAAUGUUUUACCAGAUUUAGUUGAAUAAUCCCAGAGAGAAGACAGGAGGGGAGAGAUGAAUAACAAUACGAUGUAUGCCAAUGCUUCUCAUGUAAACCAUGGGUUUCAACACGAGGAGCGGCGGCCCCCUCCAUAUGCGCCUUCAUCGGGACUCUACCCUGCUUUACCUCAGUACCACGGACACCAAAACGUAGCAUCUCAAUACCAGAUCGCUUCCCCCUCAUACCCUUCAGAGAGAUACCCGACCGCUCAGACUCAGAACCUACAUCAUUACACACCACAAACAGCACCUGUUAAUACCCAUCACACCGCCGCACCUGCCUUCCACUAUGCUGCUCCACCUGUUCACAAAGGUUCCAAGAAAAAAACUUGUACGUGUAUAACAAUCACAGUCAUCACCCUCCUGAUCAUUGCUGGGGUCAUAGCUGCACUGCUUUGGUAUUUUGGUGUAUUCAGCUGUAAUGGACGACAAUGUAAAGCAGAUAAUAUAUGUGUCAGCCACUCACAAUGGUGCGACGGUGUGCAGGAUUGUCCAUCAGGAGAAGAUGAAGCACAGUGCUUUCGUCUGUACGGAUCGAAUUUCCUUCUUCAGAUGUAUUCAAAUGAGAGUCGGAAUUGGGAGCCCGUGUGUUCAGAUGGAUGGAAUGAUGAGCUGUCAAAACAAGCAUGUGAGCAGAUUGGGUACCCCAGAAAUACUUAUGUAGGUUACAAUGUGAUUUCUUCGAGAGCAUCAUCUAACUCUGUGACGGUGAUGGCAGACUCUCUCAGUUCUAAUCCAAAUAUAACCACACAAAGUUUUCUCACUAAAGGUACAACCUGCGCAUCUAACACAGUAGUGACACUCAAAUGUAUUGAUUGCGGAAAAAACAUCGGGAGCAGAAUUGUGGGCGGCACCACCGUGACGUCAAAGGGGGUGUGGCCAUGGCAGGUCAGUCUGCAGAUAUCCAGGAAUCAUGUGUGUGGAGGAUCUAUUAUAACUCCUUACUGGAUCCUCACCGCAGCACAUUGUGUUGAAAAAUAUUCAGAUCCAAGGCAAUGGACCGUUUUCGCUGGAUAUCUGACUCAAAGUGAGAUGCAGUAUGCUAACGGCAAUUCUGUGAGCCGAAUUGUUAAAAACAAGUUUGACUCGACCACCAAUGAAAAUGAUGUUGCUCUCAUGAAGCUUAACAGUCCACUCACAAUGACAUCAAACGUCAGGCCAGUGUGUUUGCCUAAUGUAGGCAUGUAUUUCUCUGCACCAAGAGACUGUUAUAUCACAGGAUGGGGAGCGCUGUCUUUUCAAGGAUCUGGAUCAGAGACCCUACAAGAAGCCAAAAUCCAGCUGAUUGACAGUACGACGUGUAACAACUAUCAGGUGUACAACGGGUUAAUCACAAACACUAUGAUCUGUGCUGGCAAACUGGCGGGUGGAGUGGACUCCUGUCAGGGGGACAGUGGAGGUCCUCUGGUCACACAAGAUAAUUCUCUAUGGUGGCUGGUUGGGGACACUAGCUGGGGUGAAGGAUGUGCUUACAGAAACAAACCUGGAGUCUAUGGAAAUGUGACCUACUUCCUUGACUGGAUAUAUCAACAAAUGCAGACAUAUUAAUUAUUUGUCAUAAUAAAGAAGAUUUGACAAGAGCGACUGAUCAAAACCACAGAUUUUGGACUGCUGAGUGUCCAGGAUAUGCAACAUUUCACUGCUUAUUCUUUUUUCUUUUGUAUUAUUUUAUUAUUUUCUUUUACAUUUAUCCAAAAAAUAGCUAUUUAUUUUCACUAGUGCCAAUAGCGUAGUAAAGUUCACAACAUGUAAAUUGUUUUAUCUUAAUGUAUGUUUUUAUAUAAAGAACACAAAUGAUUGUAUUUAAAUGUACUGAUGCUUUAUUACAUCACUGACACAUGACUGUACUGUGGGUUUCUAUGAUGUGUUGAUGUAAAAUUGACAAAAGCUU
Messenger RNA from Misgurnus anguillicaudatus (oriental weatherfish), 2184 nucleotides. The record is from RefSeq and is a predicted model, not a curated record. NCBI's taxonomy places the organism in Eukaryota, Metazoa, Chordata, Actinopteri, Cypriniformes, Cobitidae.